AUGUUGUCCCUUGGCGGUGGCGUUGGAAGCUACUCUCUGGCUUCUAAAGAAGAUGCAAAGAAUGUAGCAACUUAUUUAUGGAACAAUAUCUUGGGUGGUUCAUCUACUUCUCGGCCGCUAGGAGACGCUGUAUUGGACGGAAUUGAUUUCGAUAUUGAGUUUGGAUCAACCCUUUAUUGGGAUGAUCUUGCAAGAUAUUUGAAAUCAUAUGAUGGAACUGGCAGAAAGGUGUACUUAACAAGUGCACCCCAGUGUCCAUUUCCUGACAGUUUUCUAGAAUCUGCACUUAAUACGGGCCUUUUUGACUAUGUUUGGGUUCAGUUUUUUAACAACCCAUCUUGCCAGUAUACUUCCGGAGAUACAGGUAAUAUCAACAAUUCUUGGACUCGCUGGACAACAUCGAUUAAUGCAGGGAAGAUAUUUUUGGGCCUGCCGGCCGCCCCGGAGGCUGCCGGAAGUGGGUUCAUUCCACCGAAAGUUCUGGUAGCCGAAAUUAUUCCGAUGAUUAAGAAAUCACCCAAGUAUGGUGGAGUGAUGUUGUGGUCCAAGUAUUGGGAUGAUCAGGCUGCAGGGGCGGAGCCAGCUUGUUGA
Messenger RNA from Fraxinus pennsylvanica, 591 nucleotides. NCBI's taxonomy places the organism in Eukaryota, Viridiplantae, Streptophyta, Magnoliopsida, Lamiales, Oleaceae. The record is from the annotation of a GenBank genome assembly.